UUUACAAAAUAUCGUCAGUAAGUUAAAAAUUCAUGCAUAAAAACAACAAAUAAGAAUGUUCUGAGUUUAAUAACAGUAAUAACUGAAUGAAGACAUCAUGGUUUUAGUUAUUAAAGUUUUCGUGUUUCUUAUUAUUAUUAUUUUCAGUGUUGGAUCAAUUUCAACAUGGGAUCGAUUUGAAAGUUAUUUUGAUAUUAGUGACAACACUACUUUAAAUAUUCUGCCAGAGUACAAGAUAGAACGCUAUAUCUUUCCAGACGUAUUACCAAAUUCAGAAUCCGCCGUAAAAAAUGAAAAGGAAAACGAUGCAACAAUACUUUAUAGAAUCUCAUGUGGUCCAAAAUCAUUUCAGUGUAAUGGAAAAAGACCUGCUUUAAUUCAACAUGGUUUUUUAUGUAACUCAGAAUCUUGUUUUGCCAAUAAACCUCUUAUUGCCGUAGUUUAUUUACUCGUUGAUCAAGGCUAUGAUAUUUGGCUUGGAUUAAGCAAUUCAAGUGUCAUCGAACAUUCAAUAUCAGAUGAAACAAUGGAAAAAGAAAAACUAGCAAAAAUAGCUCAAUAUAUACUUGCCUCAACUGAUCAACCUGAGUUACUAGUGAUGGGUUAUUAUAACGAUUCUAUCCAAUUUUUUGGAAUCUCAGCACACAAAUCUGAAAAAUCAAAAUUUUCUGAAUGGUUGGAAAAAAUUCCUGGAGUUAAAAGUAUUAAAAAAUGGUCUAUUAAUAUUUACAACAAAGGAAAAAGUUAUUUUACACGUGGUUAUAAUAAAGUUGUUGAAAGUUUGGAUGUUUUAGGAAAAAAAUUAGACUUUGUUAUUGACAAUAAACCAAUUCAUGAUCUUAAGGAAAAAGUUUUGAAAUCUUGGGGUAUAAUUCAGUCAAUGGUAAUGCCAACUCUAACCAUAGAUGACUUUUCAAAAAUGAUCAAUCAUCCUGAUGUUUACUUGGAUGUGCCGCAAUUAAUUACUAAAUAUGGUUACAAAGUGGAGACUCAUGAAGUAAAGACAAUUGAUGGCUAUUUGCUAUCGAUGCACAGGAUAACUGGUAAGAUCAAUGAAUCAUCAAAACUUCAAAAACCAGUUGUUUUCCUUCAGCAUGGAAUUUUAGCUAGUUCUGCUAUUUGGAUACUCACAGGCCCACAAAAAGGACUGGGCUACAUACUUGCUGAUGAAGGAUAUGAUGUAUGGAUGGGAAAUUCUAGAGGAAAUAUAUAUUCACAAGCACAUGAGAAUUUGACAACAAUGGAUUCAAAAUUUUGGGAUUUUAGUUGGCAUGAAAUGGGAGUUUAUGAUUUACCAGCAAGCAUCGACUAUAUUUUAUCUGUUACUGAACACAAAAAACUCUACUAUUUGGCUCAUUCACAAGGUACCACUUCAUUCUUUGUUAUGAUGUCUGAAAAGCCAGAAUACAAUGAUAAAGUAAUUAAGUUUGCGGCAUAUGCACCCAUUGUUUAUGUUUCACAUGUUCAAAGUCCUAUUGUUGAUUUUUUUGCUAAAAUUUCUCGACCAAUCUAUCGUACGUUUGAGUUGUUAAAAAUUCAUGACUUUUUACCAACCAAUGCACUUUUAACUAGAAUUGGAAGAAACACUUGUGAGGCUCGAUCCUUAUAUCAAGUUAUCUGUAGCAAUGCAUUAUUUAUGAUCACUGGAUAUGAUUCAGCUCAGAUAAAUAAAACUGUGGUACCAGUUAUUUUAGGUCAUUUGCCAGCAGGAAGUUCAAUAAAGCAAUUUUUCCAUUAUGGUCAAAUGAUGAAUUCAAAAAAAUUUCAAAAAUUCAAUUAUAAUGAUCCUAAAAAAAAUAUGGAAAUUUAUGGUCAAUUAGAGCCUCCUGAAUAUAAAUUAAAUAAUACAAAAGUACCUGUGGCCAUUUUUCAUGGUGCUAAUGAUUUACUUGCUGAUUCUAACGAUGUAGCAAAAUUAGCAAAUGAAUUACCAAAUUUAAAAUUAAAUUAUAAAGUACCCAUGGAAUUUUUUAAUCAUAUUGACUUUAUGUUUGCCAUUGAUGCACCAGUUUUAUUGUAUCAACCAACGAUAUCUUUCUUUCAACAAUUAAAUGAUACAUUAACAGAAAGUACAAAGUAAUUUAUUUAAAAUAUUGACUACUUGAAGUGUAAUCAAACCACUGUAACAAAAUAUAUUUUAAUAACUCUAUAAAAUCUUGUUAUGGAAUAUUUAAUUUGUAUCGCAAAAAAAAACUUUCUU
This is a messenger RNA of Chelonus insularis, 2200 nucleotides long. RefSeq names its product lipase 3-like. The record is from RefSeq and is a predicted model, not a curated record. The transcript is spliced from 11 exons. The coding region runs from base 98 to 2080 and encodes 660 amino acids. NCBI's taxonomy places the organism in Eukaryota, Metazoa, Arthropoda, Insecta, Hymenoptera, Braconidae. Gene Ontology annotation, biological process: lipid metabolic process.